AUGCUUGCCAAAAUCUAUAGGGUCAUUCUUGUUCUAAUGGCUACCUACCAUUUCGUGGUAGCUACGCCCUAUUUUUCAGAAGAGAUGUUUGAUAGCCAUGCUUGCGGUGACAGUAAACCUUGCAGCAAUCUAUAUCGUAGAAACGAGGACGUUAAUUCAUUUGGGAAAUACCCAGCGCUGUUGCCUAAAUUCGUCAGCUAUCUUUCCAAGUUUCUCCUCGGAUCAUCUGAUCCCGUCCUCCAGCACCCGAGUGUUACUCAAUACAAAACAACCCAAGCGUAUACUACAAGCACUACGCAAACUAUUGAACCUGAAGAUUCUUGCUAUCCUGAAGGCUAUCCGAUAAAUUCAAAUGACAGCUGCGCCGAAUCCAAAACUAUGCCUUAUGGUACAAUGACAGGAACGAUGACAGCUACUAAAACUAUGACAUAUCCCGUUUAUCCAACGUACAAAAGUACUACUGAUGAAGAAGAAUCGACAACUGAUGCUUUUUAUCCAACGAAAUCUGUCACAUAUCCUGUUCCAACACGCACUAUCAGGACUACUACAACCACGUCUGUUUACAAGCAUCAAUCCACUGCCAAAACUCGUCUGGCAACUAUAUCCCAACCAAAAAAAGCAAGUACAACCAAUUCCAAUAAACGAUCAGCCAGUUCCAAUCUGCCAUCUAUAACUCCAACCCCAAAUUGAACAUAAUCGAUCGUUAUGCAGUGUGUUUAGUUGGUUAAAUUAAACUUGUCUGGAUGUUUAUUGAGCCAAAGUUUUUUGUUUCCCAAACCUACGUUUUAAUUGCUAUUUAUCCAUAUAGUAUUCUUCAUUGCUGAUGCUUAUUUACAGCAAAUCAGACCAACUCAAUCUCUUGAAUAUUCUCCAAUUUUAAUUCAAAUAAAAAUCAAAGAAAUUCAAUUU
Molecule: messenger RNA, 909 nt
Organism: Batrachochytrium dendrobatidis JAM81
Lineage: Eukaryota; Fungi; Chytridiomycota; Chytridiomycetes; Rhizophydiales
Exons: 1
Coding region: 1-690 (229 amino acids)
Source: RefSeq, a predicted model, not a curated record